Molecule: messenger RNA, 3624 nt
Organism: Manis javanica (Malayan pangolin)
Lineage: Eukaryota; Metazoa; Chordata; Mammalia; Pholidota; Manidae
Gene: TMEM170A
Product: transmembrane protein 170A
Biological process (GO): endoplasmic reticulum tubular network organization
Cellular component (GO): endoplasmic reticulum membrane
Source: RefSeq, a predicted model, not a curated record
ACAGAGCAGAGCGCCUUCUACCGGAGAAGGGGAGACAGCGCAUGGGUGCGGGGUCUCGGCGAGCCGUACAGAACGUCAGGGGCGUGACAACUCUCACCCAGCCCCUGCCAUCCGCGGCGCCCUGUGAUUGGAGGGAGGAACUAUCACUUGGCAGCGUCGUUGGGUUGUAGAGGAAGAGGGCCCCAGCGAAGUGACGCUGAGGCGGUGGAGCCGUGGAGAGUAGAGCGGGCUGGGAGUGAGAGCAACAGUCCGAACACCCCGCCCGUCUCUCUGCAGUGAAUGGCGGCGGGAUGGAGCACGAGGGGAGCGGCGGCAGCGGAGGGUCGGCCGGGCUCCUGCAGCAGAUCCUCAGCCUGAAGCUUGUGCCGCGUGUGGGCAACGAGACCCUGUGCCCCAACUCCACUUCUCUCUGCUCCUUCCCAGAGAUGUGGUAUGGCGUGUUCCUGUGGGCCCUGGUGUCCUCUCUCUUCUUUCAUGUCCCUGCUGGAUUACUGGCCCUCUUCACCCUCAGGCGUCACAAAUACGGCAGGUUCAUGUCUGUGAGCAUCCUGCUGAUGGGCAUCGUGGGACCAGUUACCGCUGGCAUCUUGACAAGUGCGGCAAUUGCUGGAGUGUACCGAGCAGCGGGAAAGGAAAUGAUACCAUUUGAAGCCCUCACCUUGGGCACCGGACAGACAUUUUGUGUAGUGGUGGUCUCCUUUUUACGGGUCUUGGCUACUCUAUAGCAUAUACCCCUGUGCUAUUAUGUCGAACCUAAGUUAUAUAGAAUCCUCAAAAAGAAGACAUGGAGUGUAGUGUUUUCCUCCUCAAAUGAAAGCAACUUGAAUGAAAAUGCAUGUGAAGAAUAGUAUCUCAGCCCUCUCUUCAAUUUGAAGCUCCAAGAAUUGAAGGUCUUUUUGGACUUCUGUUGUUCUCAACCAAAAAAAAUCGUAUUUCUUAUCUUUUUUUUUUUUUUUGGUAGCUAUUGAAUUUAAGCAAUUUAAAGGUGCCCUUUUCCCAAGUCAUGUCAAUAGUUCCUCUGGGUUGGCAUCUCUGCACUGAAAUUUGUAAUAUUCUGUGACAAAAUGCAGUGUUGCACAUUUCACAGCAACUAUGGGAAAUACUGGUUUAUUUCUGAGCAGAAUAUACUAAAAUCUUAUUUAAGCUAAUCUCAAUGAGAAUUUGGUGGACUCUUCUUUCGCUACAUCCUCAUGACAGUAAGUGCCAACUAGGUUUUAACUGAGUUUAUAGCUUUGAGAACAAAUUUGGUGAAAUAGAAGAGGAAAAAAAUCUGUAACAAGUAGUGGCAUCAAUUCCACUGUUUAAAGGAGAUGAUGUGAUGUGGAUAACUAGCUCUGAUUACUUAAUAUAUUUUAAGAGAUGUGAACUUGUUGUUUUGUACAUUUUAUCAAAAUAAGCUAGCUAAUUGAGGCUUUUUUUCCAGAAUUCCUGUACUACCUUUUCCUGUCACUCUUAUUCUAUUAAUUGUAUUUAGUUUAAUUGGCAACACACCCUGUUAAAUAGUUUGAGCUGAAAAUUUUAAGCCAGAUUGGUUAGGAUGCUCUUUGGACAUUGAGGGCACCACAAAAAAGAGAGGUUAAACGUUCUGUUAGAGUUUUUCUUAGUGACUGGUUUUUAAAUGACUCCUGAGAAAUUGUAGAAGUGCAGCUUAAACUAGAGUUAGCAAAUACUGAUUUCUUCGUCCUAUCAUGCUUACCUCGUAGAGGAUCUUCAGCCCAUUUUCACAGUAUUGGGGACCACUCUCAAGAAGUGGUUGUAGUUUAAUUUUCAGUUAUGCCUCUAGUGUGCCCUUUCCAUUUUCUUUCAAGAGAAUUAAAUACCAAAUGGUUUUUAAACCCAACUUUAGCUAUUUCAAUUUUUUUUCCUACUGCCUAAUUUUCUUUUUCAUUAAAAGGCCUGAAAACUGUGACCUUCAAAAGAUAAAGGAUUACAAAAAUUAAGUAUCUAACUUGAUCCUUACCACCUAAACCAUUUUGUAUGGAAUACAAUCGUCAUUAUCUAAUUAAAAUAGCCCAGAGGACUAGUGCACCAUAAAAAAAAAUUACAGAGGGACCACAGAAAUUAACUGGACUUUUUUUUUCUAACUAAUAGGCUAUUAGACCAGUUCUCAAAUUAUACUGACAUAUACUCAGACUAUGUCGAAAGUACAAGUAGAGUCACAAUGCUGGCACAUGUCCUUAGAAAUACCCCAAGAUGAUUCUCUGAUGCUCAAAUCUUCCUUUUAAGUAAAUUUAAAGUCUUUAAAGACUCUAUUUUUCAGUUCAAAGAGCUGUGAUUUUGAAAAGUAGCCGUUCAGUUUAAGAAAUUUGAGGAUGUUGUAUCCAUUAUUGUAGAAAAUGAUUUUAAUCCUUUCUAUUGAAAGAUGCCUCUCUAUUAGAGUUUUCACCUAAAACAUUCUUUUGGAAAGAAUUUUACAAAUUGAACAUGUGGGCCAGUAGUUGGUGAGCCCGCCUCCAAACACUGACUCAUAAACAUACUGAUCCAUGAUUUAAAAGUGUUUGGUUAUUUUUCUUUUAGAACCAAGACACAAAAAUUAAUGUGUUUUGAAAGGUGGUUUUUGUUUCCAUCUGUUUCUCAUUUGCUAUACUUUGAUUAUGUACUCUUUAAAAACUUCAAAUAUAAAAUGUAUCUUUAAAUUAUUGAAUGUUUCAUCUGUCCUACUAUGUGAACAUUCUCCUGUGAAUUAAUGUAAAUAGACUAUAUAGACUGAGCUUUGUAACUUCAAAUAUUUUCAGGGAGAAACUAUUUGAAUGGUAAAGAAUGUCUAUUCCCUCUUGGGGUUUUUUGUUGUUGUUGUUCUAUUUGUUUUUUAAAAUUUCUCAUCUCAAAUACAUAAUUAUUUGGAGGUGGUUGCUCAAAUGGAAAAAUGUUGGCAUUCGUGUUGAACAUUUUAUUUUACUGUAAGUAGUUUUUUGAGAAUUUUUGCCAAAAACUGGCUUUCUUAGAGACAUAGGCAGCCACCCCUCCUUCAGCUGUACAUCCACUUUUCCUUUUUUAUGUGGGGGAAGGAGGCAGCCCCCAUCCAUAAAAGCUGAUUUCUGGAUUCUUUAAUAUGGGGACUUUGGGGUGAAGGCAUUUCAUGAAAAUUUCAGUUCAUAUACAAAUGUGUAAUGAAUAUUCCAGGAGAAAAUACGUCUCUUUCUGCUGUUACCUCAUUUUUUUAACAGCAAAACAUUUCUUCUUAGGAAAUGUUUAAACUAGCAAGAAAAAGUUUAUGCAAAUUAUUGCCUUUGAACCUUCCUUGUGUUUAAAAUUUCUAAAUUGUAUGUUAGCUUUUGAUUCCAAUGUCCUUUCUGACUGUUCUGGUUUGAGUUAAGUUCUUAUCACAGCGGCAGAGCAUAUCAACCUCCCCUAAGAAACCAUUUCCUGGAAUGUGAAGUCCGGGUGCCAUUGGCUGUCUACUUGCAGAAAGUUUUAUGUUCCUGCGUUUCUUUUUUACGCACUCUGUUGGGUUGAUUGUGACUAAAAUCAGCUGAACUUUUUGUAUUAGAUUAUAUCACUAAACUGCUACAGUCAAAAUGAUCAAAUCUUUAUACAAUAGAAAAUUACUUAAAUUUUAUUUUUCUACUGACAUUUCUAAUUCUGAUGUAAAUGUUUAUCAAUAAAGAAUUUCUUUGAAUUCUG